AUGAGGUCGAAGUUGUUAGCAAGCGAAAAGGGAAGGAUCUUGCUUCAGAGUCUGAUGAAGAGACUGGAUAAAGGGCUUGUCCCACUUCUUGAUCACGUUGCUGAGAAGAAAUUGGUCGUUGACUUACAAGACGUGUUCAAAAGAUUUGGUUUCGACACUUCCUUUGUUCUUAUAACCGGGGUUGAUCCAGGUUGUCUCUCGUUCGAAAUGCCGCAUAUGGAGUUUGCAAGAGCUUUAGACGAAGCAGAGGAAGCGAUAUUGUACAGACAUGUCAAGCCAGAGAUGGUUUGGGAGAUGCAAAGAUGGUUUGGGUUUGGAGAUGAGUUGAAAAUUAAAAAAGCUCACUCGACAUUCGACCGAAUUUGCUCUAAGUGCAUAGUUUCUAAGAGAGAUGAAAUCGCCCGUGGAGAUAUUGACUCUUUUUCUAAAGAUUUGUCGAUGUCUUACAUGAAUCUCGAUACGACCAAGUACAAGUUGUUGAAUCCUAGUAAUGAAAAAUUCCUUAGAGACAUUAUCGUAAACUUCAUGGUAGCUGGUAGAGACUCCACAGGCUCUGCUCUCACUUGGUUCUUCUUUCUUCUCUCUAAGAACCCAAAGGCGAUAACCAAGAUUCGUCAGGAAAUCAACGCAAAACUAUCUCCAGGAACCAAGAACUUCGAAUCAUUCAACUCUGAGGAGGUAAAAGAGUUGGUGUAUUUACAUGGCGCAUUGUGUGAAACACUACGGCUCUAUCCACCGGUUCCAUUUCAGAACAAGCCUCCUAUAAACUCGGAUGUCCUUCCGAGCGGACACAAAGUCGAUGCAAGUUCAAAGAUUUUCAUUUUUCUUUACUCAUUGGGGAGAAUGAAAUCGGUUUGGGGAGAAGAUGCAUCGGAAUUUAAACCAGAGAGAUGGAUUUCAGAGAGUGGAAGGUUGAUUCAUGUGCCUUCUUUUAAGUUUUUAUCAUUCAAUGCCGGUCCAAGGACUUGUUUGGGGAAAGACGUGGUUAUGACGAAUAUGAAGACAAUAGCUGUGAAAAUUAUACAAAACUAUGAGAUAAAGGUCAUUGAAGGACACAAGGUCGAGCCAUUUCCUUCUAUUAUUCUUUACAUGAAGCAUGGUCUUAAAGUUACAGUCACUAAGAGAUGUAACUUGAUCUGA
This is a messenger RNA of Camelina sativa (false flax), 1140 nucleotides long. NCBI's taxonomy places the organism in Eukaryota, Viridiplantae, Streptophyta, Magnoliopsida, Brassicales, Brassicaceae. The record is from RefSeq and is a predicted model, not a curated record.